GAGCUGCAGUGAAUGUGGACUUCCCCAAAAAGUUGAGUUGUUGGAGUUGGUUCAGUCACUGGGGCAAUGUGACUUGCGUUUGGGAACAUCGCGCAUGAUAAUAACAGAGCAACCCCAGCUCUUUUUUCUCUGUUAGGGAUAUUUAUUCUGAGGCGUUUGCUAAGUAUGAAUUACAGGCAUGGAGAGAUGGAUUGGCGGUGGACAGUUUUCACACUGUUUUUAAACUUUCACUUCACUUACGGGUCUCCCUCCUCUUACGACCUGUUCCAAGGGUCCGCAUACACUGGAGUGGUGCACAGACACAGAAAUAGGAACUGGUGCGCCUAUGUGGUGCACAAGAACGUGAGCUGCGCCGUGCAGGGGAGUGUGGAGAGCUUCCAGGAGCCCGUGGUGGCCCCCUGCCCAGCCUACCAGCCCAACUGCCAGCAACAAGUGACAUAUCAGACUCGGUUUCGACCCACAUACAAGAUUGCCUACAAGAAAGUCACAGAGUUAGAGUGGAGAUGCUGCCCUGGUUACCAAGGUCCAGACUGUAAAGAUUUAAAACCACCUCCAGAUCGACAAACAGUACAGGGAACACAGCCUUACCUCCCACAAAAUCCUGGACAUACAACCAGACACACACAGAGGCCAGAGCGGAGAGAGACAGAGCACCAUGAGACGAGGCAUGGUGGGACAUAUAAGAUGCAUCUUCUGGAAGGUGAAGUUCAACGCCUCUCUCAGACAGUCCUGGAUCUCCAGUCUGCUUUGUCAGGGUUAACUGCCAACAUACGCACAGACCUGCAGGAAGACACAAAGCAGAUGCUGGUGACACUUCUUAACAACAUGCGUCCACCAGACAGUGCUACAACCGCAGGCACAGAGGAGAGCGCAGCAGUGCUAGAUGGUCAUCAGGCUACCAGAGGUGGGAUUGCUGGAGACAAAGCCAUUGAAAAAAUAAUGGCCCGUUUGGAUGAUAUCAACAAUGCACUGAAAAGUAAGGAUGAAGCUUUGGAAGACCUAAGAGGAACCAUGACAAGUCAUGAGGGGCAGAUUCGUGUCCUGAUGGAUGCUUCUCAAUCUCAGACUCCAGCCAUAGCUGAGUUUGAUGUUAUACAGACCUACAUUGAUGGAAAAUUUGAAAAGCUGAAGAAGGAGCUUGAUCAGAAUGUGGAGGAACAGAUGGCCAAGCUACAAAGCUCAUGCAAUGACAAGAUCCAGACCUUGCAGAAGACCUGUGAAGACAGUCGUGACCAAGGCUUGGUCAGCCUGACCAAGCUGGUAAACACUAAGGAGGCUGACCUGAGAAAGGAGAUUCGGGCAUUACGUCUGGACAUGGCUGCCGCAGAUGGACCUAUAAGAACUCAAAGGCAGACAGAUCCAUCCAAGGAGGAAGAGGAUCAUAGUGACCACAAAGACAUGUGGCGUGAGAUUGAUCGUAUUGCAGAGGCUCACCGCAUCCUGAAUGUCCGCAUUGACAAUGAGCUGGCGCACCUGUCUGCACCUCAGGAAGACAAUGAUUUCAGCGCAUUGAUUGAGGAGCUGGAGGCACGUGUCAACAUCACAGAACAAAAUGCAGAGACUCACUGUUUCUACAUUGAAGAAAAACUCACCCGCACAAUUUCAGAAGAAGUUGCAGCACUUCGACAGCUUCUGGAUGAGCGUCUGAACAGCAUGGAGGACCAGUUUACAAACAUGCUGGUAGAAAUGAGCAACAAUUCAUUCCCAGGGAUGUUUGGUGACUCCAUGGAUGCCAUCCAGGCAGAGGUCAACAACAACAAGUUCCUCCUCCAAGGUUUGGAUGAUAAGGUCAAUGCUGUUGGAGAGUUGUGCUCUGCAGGAUGUUCGGGCCAAGGAAUUUCUGUAGGUGCAAUAAGUUCAGCACCCUCACCGAAUGGCCUAGAAAACAUUUUGAAGGACCUAAUCCGGUAUAGAAAUGACUUGGAUGUUCUUAACACAGAUGUCAGUACCAACACAGACAAGCUCAGGCAACUGGAGAACCUUGUUGAAAGGCAGUCAGUUGGAAAUGAGAGACAUGCCAAGACAAUAGACGACUUCCAGAAAGGAUUGAUCAAUCUCCAAGAUAAUGUGCUUGGCCUGGCUGGUGCUGUGACAGGGUUAGGUGACUCCUUGAGCAAAUACAAUCAGGAUAUGAACAUAAUAAACUCAACAUGCUGCCAUGCACAGCACAGUGGCACUGGGAGUCCAGCAUGGGACACCCAGGCAUCAGUCAUCGCAGUACCCGGUGGUCAAGCAGAUGACACCAGACGUCAGGUGGAGGAUCUGGAGAACAGGCUUGAUACGCUCAGUAAACAGGUGUCAUCUGAACUGCGUCAAUGUAAACAGAACACACAGGGCAUUUCUGAUGGCAUUUCUGCUGUGGAUGGACGAGUGACCAGACUUGAAAAAGUUUGUGGCAGGUUAGAUGGCGUUUCCACUAACAUCAAAGAGCUAAAAGAUGGGCUGGAGAGACAUAUUGCUGGUCUGCGGGACUGUGUCCACAGGUUGAAUGUCACCUGUGGAAAUCAUGGUGCAGACAUCAUUGCACUGCAGAAUUCCUUGCAGAAGUUCCAGACACAGCUGUCUGGGAUGGCCAAACAUGUUUUGAAAGACAUCACCGCCAAAGAGCCAGGAAUGACCUUAAGACCAGAGAGGCCAGCUUCUUUGCCAGACACAACUCAGACCAGACCCAGAAUAAAACAAAUCCACAUCCCUCUAAUCAUCCCACCGCCGCCAUCCAGCCCCAGGCAGCCUUACAUCCCCGGCCAACCAGUGCAGCCCAACACGCACACGAUCAAGAUCAGUCCACCGAGCCAGCCUUCCGCCCCCCAGCAACCAGGCCAACCCACUCUCCCCCUGGUUCCUGUGAGGCCGGUGGUGGAGACGGGCGAGGCUGGACCUCCGGGGUACAUCCGCAGGGUGACUGUGCGGAGAGGCUCUGACCACUCGUCUAACUUGCCUGUCAAAGGCUUUGCUGGAGCGCCAGGCUAUCUCCCUCUGCAGCCUGUGUCUUUCAAGCCUCAAUCAACCGGCCGCCAAGUUCCCAUAGCAGCAAAGGUGCCAUGGAACCCGACGUAUCAAGCUCCAGUUGAAUCACCAGUUUCCGUGGACAACAGCGCCUUUGCCGAUCCCUCCUCCUUCUCUGCCGGCCUCACGCAGCAGCCCUUCUCUGGAGAUUUUGGCAUCAUUCGGUUUAACAGGGUUCUGGUCAAUGAUGGUGGACAUUACAGUCCCCACACAGGGCUCUUUACUGUCCCACUGGAUGGCAGAUACCUGAUUUCAGGCCUGCUGACCGCAAAGCAGGGUGACCGGGUAGAGGCCGUCCUGUCAGUGUCUAACCGCAGUGUCCAGAAGCUGCAGAGCUCGUCGGGGCCCGCGGUCGGCCAAUACCGGGGCACGGCUGGCAGCGGUGACUGCGGCUGCGGCGGCACGGUGUCCUUCAGUCUGAUCCUACCCCUGAGGAAAGGGGACCGCGUGGGUCUGGUGAGGACCGGAGGCCAGCUGGCCACCACAGAGGCCAGGGAGAUCCUCUCCACCUUCAGCGCCAUCUUCUUGUACGCGCCGCAGGCCAAGAGAUAGCUGGAGCUCACGCGGACGCUGAGAACAAGGACUAGUUUGUUCCCAGUUGGACUGGAGGGAGCGUUGAAGAGACCAAUCACUGAUUUGCUGUGAUGCAGCUAUUUCACCACACAGGGCCACUGUGUGAAGAUCCUCACUUAUAAAUUCAGUUAAGACGUCAUUACAUUCUAAUUUGUAAGCCAUUUGCCUAAUGAUACCUGAAUGCAAGAAGUAGGAUUUAGUCCUAAUAUAUUGAUUAUAAAGUUGCCUUUUUGUACCUAUUGUGAAUGUAUUGUGUAAAAGUGUUUGUAAAUUAACAUUAAAAUUCAUAAAACCUAAAUUUUAUUCUAACAAAACUAUCUCAGAGACUUGGUAUACAGUGUGGUCAACAUCAGUAAUAUAGUUGUUUAGGCAAUAAACCUUGAUAAAUCACCUUUAAGUAUGAGCUCACUGUGUAACUACACUGUAGAAGAAGAGAAUGAUUAAUAAACAUACGUUAAGAGAUUGACGUGAAAGAGCAUGAGACACAAGCUGUUAGUAAUGUUACAAACUUGGCCGGCUUCAGAAACUGCACUGAGAAAGACUGGGUCAGAAGGCGAAAAUAACCCCAUUUGGGUCAUUAUGUAAAGUGGGUGUGGAUGAAAAAUAAAUUUCCUCUCUUCUCACUCCUGAGAUUUAGAAAGUACCCCAGCAGCAAACCAGGAGUGUAUUUAACCUUCGGCUCAGCCUCUGCUAACCUUAAAAAGAGAGAGAAAUACUUAUUUCUGUUUAGUUAACUAACAGUCCAAUGAAAUACUGUUUCUGUAAAUGUUUCAUGUUUGUGUUAUUCAAUAAAACAAACUGAAAAUUGGAAA
Molecule: messenger RNA, 4391 nt
Organism: Lates calcarifer (barramundi perch)
Lineage: Eukaryota; Metazoa; Chordata; Actinopteri; Centropomidae
Gene: emilin2a
Product: elastin microfibril interfacer 2a
Exons: 9
Coding region: 166-3558 (1130 amino acids)
Molecular function (GO): protein binding
Source: RefSeq, a predicted model, not a curated record